Messenger RNA from Lactuca virosa, 1645 nucleotides. NCBI's taxonomy places the organism in Eukaryota, Viridiplantae, Streptophyta, Magnoliopsida, Asterales, Asteraceae. The record is from the annotation of a GenBank genome assembly.
CACAAAAAAUGUGCGGGAGUGCACCAACCAGGAUCCGCCAACAAGGACGAUGGGAUUUGCAUAGACAUUGGCUGCUCGGUUGACCGUUGGCAUGUCACUCUCAGUUUUCACGCAUUGACAAAUCGGAGCAAUCAUCGUCUUCUUCUUCUUCUUCUCUCGAUGCGCCGGGGCUAGGACUAUCUCUAUUGGUCUUAUAGAUUUUGUCUGGAGAUCUUUUGAGCUCUUGUUGGUUGUGUAUUGACCUAGUUCGAUCAAUUUUGAGAAGAGAUAGGGUUUCUCUCGCAUGUAAAAGAGAUGGAUUCCACGGGUAUUGAUGGCGGUGGCGAAGGAGUGAGUUUAAUAGAAAGAGAACGGUCUCAUGUGGUGGAAUUAGCGGCGUCGACCGAAGGUUCCGAUCCAGUUUCGGAGGACCAGAUAACUCCUCUUUUGACGCAAUCAGACAAGCCCAAACUCAGUAUAUUUACCGUCUCGUACCCUAAGCGAAAAAACAACAAGGACCAAAUUGCAAGAUUAAUUGAAACGGAGACAUCGCCAUUUACACAGUUUAUAAUAUGGAUAUGGGGCGGAUCUAGGUAUUCCGGUAUGCUAAGCAUGGUUUUAUCAUCUUCUAUCUACUUCAUCAUGGAAGUUCUUCAGGAUGUUGGCUCUGCUCAAGCAAUUCCUCUUUUUGAGAUAGCAUUUACAAGAUGUGUAAUCAUCUCCAUAUUAUCAUAUAUGUGGUUAAGAAGAAGUGGAGAACCAAUAUUUGGACCUCCAAAUGUCAGGAAUCUUUUAGUUUCAAGGGCUCUUACUGGAUGUAUAUCUUUGUUAACUUUCAUUUACAGUGUUAAGAGAUUACCUAUGUCUCAAACUAUGAUAUUAAGCUUUACAACUCCAGUUAUGGCUUCAAUCGCAGCACGCUUCAUUUUGCAUGAGAAUUUGAAAUUAGCAGAAUUAGCAGGUAUUGGUUUCAGUUUUUUUGGUGUGCUCUUUAUACUUGGAUCACCUAUCAGCAUACAAGAAGUUUCAGGAGAAGGUGGAGGUGUCCAUGGAGUAGGCCAUGUUUUUGCAGUUUUGAUUGGUUCAUUAUCAUCAUUGGCUGGUGGAAUAAGUUACUGCCUUAUAAGGGCUGCAGCAAAAGCCUCUGACCAACCUAUGGGUACUGUAUUUGCAUUUGGCCUUCUCUCUAGUCCUGUUGCAGCAAUAUGCAUGAUCGCCACCCAAGAGUUUGUGCUUCCUAGCUUCUAUUCUUUCAUUCUUAUGAUUGUUCUCAGCAUAUUGGCCUUUUUUGCUGAGUUAUUUCUGGCACGUGGGCUUCAACUUGAAAAAACCAGCAAAGUUGCAAAUAUUCAAUACCUUGAGGUGGCUUUAUUUGAGUUAUGGGGAAUGGGAUCUUCACGAGUGAUUGUGUCAUUUGGUAAAUUUGUUGGAUGCUUUCUUGUAUUUGUUUCAGCUUUUUGUACCAUUUAUUUUGGACCAGAGAAAGAGAUAGAGAUGGAGUGACAUCAGCAUGUCUUACAAAGGUUAGCCAUGCCAUCAUGUCACCACCCAUUUUUGUUUUUGUAAACAUUUAUUUUUUCUGAAAGAAACAAUAUACCAACCAUAAUCAGAUAUAUAUAGAAACAAAUUUGGUCUAUAGCUGUAAUUAUAAUAUUAUUUACAUCAC